AUUACAUGAAACAUUGAGGACAGGUCACCAAAUUAUUUUAAAGAAAUUUGCAUAGCAAUGAGAGUUUUUGAGUAACCUGGCAAGAUUUGCAAACUUUCAGAUACUUAAUUCUAAAAUCUUAUAUGGUAGUUUGUGAAUGUUAGAUGUGUUGAUGGAAAGAAAGCUUUGGAAAUUCUCAGUAGGCUGAGAAGAACUUCUUCCCCAGUCCUCUGUUUAUGACUUGCUGCUCCUGGAGCUGUCGAGGCAGCUCAACCCAUAAAAGCACUUGGUAUGUAAGCCUGAGGAUCUGAAUCUAUUUCCUAGAUCCAUGAUGGAAGGAGUGAUACCAACUAUACAAAGUUGUCCUGACUAUGGCAUGUGUGUGUGUACAAUAAUAAUAAAAAUAAUAAUAAAAAUAAUAAAAAGGAACUGCUGCUCCUGGGGCUGGGAAGAUAUAAAAUGCAAGUACAAGCAUGUGGAUCUGGAGCACCCACUUAAAAAAAAAGCUGGGGUUAGUAGUGGUACUUGCCACUAACCAAGGAAAUGGAAACAGACCCCUGGGGCUUGAUGACCGAUCUAAUCUAGCUAUUUGGUGAGGUGCAGGUUUAGUGAGAUACCACAGCUCAAAAAACAAGAUGAAGCCAUGUGUGGUGGUAUACAUCUUUAAUCCCAGUUGGGAUGCAGGGGAAGGAGGAUCUCUGUGAGCUCAAAGCCAGCCUGAUCUACAAAGCCAGUUCCAGGCACAAAAAUAAUUGCUGUGCCUGAUAAAAAUGUAUGCAAUGUUAAUCUUCUGGGGGUGGUCAGAUAGUCUGUAAAAAAUUAAUCCUCAAUCUGAAAAAAAAAACAUUUAUACCAUGUACUUUAAAUUUCCCAAUGAAAUACACAUAUUCUAAAGAUGGGUGAAUUAUAAGCAUUUAUUCAUUUCAGCUGCUCAUAAGUUGAAAAUUUGAAAGGGUUUCUUUUUAAAAAAAAAAACUCCACCUAUGUAAUAUAAAAGAGAACAUUUUUAGAGGUAAGGAAGAACUGUCAGAUUACAUGUUUAUCUUUUAUAAUUUACCCUCAAAAUUUCGCCCUUUGGAUAAAUACUCAAGAUGGCUCACACAGCCCACAAAUCCACAGGCAGCAUGAUGUCAGCAUCCCAGCACUCUUUCCGCAGUGAUGCUUUUGGCCACCUGUUUACUCACUGCCAAUAGAGCAGGAUAAACAUAAAAUGAUUUUCUUAGUGACUGGAGAAGACAAGAAUGACAUUAAGAAUAGGAGGUAACUUGAAACAAAUUUUACUAAAUGCAUAAAAGCAGCAAAGAAAACACAGAAAUCAAACAACAUAAACAAUCUGGGAGCCAGAUGGGGUACUUAUUUUGGUUAUCUCAGCACUAGGUAAGCAGACAGAGGCCAGCCUGAUCCACAUACCCAUACCAAGCUAGUCAGGGCUACAGAGACUUUGUAUCCAAGUAAGCAAAUAAAAACCUAACUACCACUAACUAAGAGGUGUCAGACAUUUGACAGUUUGAAGACUAUUUGUGGCUUUCAGACCCCAAAAUGAUAUAAUAGAAGAAGAGUUAUGCUAAGAAAAUACCUACCAAAUGUGUUGAUGUAAAUAUUUUGUGCCCUGUACAUGAAUAGUACAAAUGAAAUAUUUAGAAGUCAGUGGUACGCUUUGCUUAUAGAUAAUUCCCCAGAAAGAGAACAGCUCUGACACAGCAGUCUCAGAACAGAGAGUAAUGCAGUGAGGGUGAGGCCCACAGCAUCAGUGAUAAUGGAAGGCACUACAUACAUAAACAGAACCAAAAGUGACUGGAUAUAAUAGACUUACAUCAAUAGUCAUGGACUUUUGAAUGGACUCAGACAAACUUUAAAUACACAUGGAAUAUUUACAAAAACAGUAAGGCCACAAGGUAAAGCCCAGGAAUACCAAAGCCUGUCAUACAGAAUUUAGACAACAGUCUAAUUCACCUAUGAAGCCAGAUAUGGUGGCAUACACCUAAAAUCCCAGCACUUGAAAGAGGAUCUGGAGUUCAAGGCCAGCCUGAGGUACAUAGCAAGACUCUGUCAAAAAAUUGCCUAUUAAGACAUUACAAAAGAAAUUCUAUAUGCUCAUGUGCUUGAAAUUAAAAUUCUGGAACAUUAAAUCUUGUUGAAAAUAAGAGAAUGUUUCUAUAAAUGUAAAUAUUCCUUAAACUAAAACUGAACCCAUUAAAUUCCAGGUAUUUUUUGAUGAUGUAUAGUUAUCACUGUGUAUAUGCAAAGUACAGGUUAACUAUAAAGUAUCUCUUUUCACACAAAAGUGCAAGCUCCAAAUGGCAGGCAUAUUUAUCUUUGUUUUCAAGCAACUCUGAGGAUGUCUGGCACUUAGUGAGAUCAAUAGGUUUUUGUUUUUAGAUUUUAUUUUUGUAAAGGAUGUGACCAAGGGUUUGUGUACGUGAGUGUGAUGCCUACAGAAGCCAGAAGAUGGCAUCAGAGACCCUGGACCUGGAGUUAACAGGUGAGCUGAUAGCUAUGAAUGCUGAUAACCAAAUAUGAUCCUCUCCAAGAGCAGCAAGUUCUCAAUCACUGCUUCAAACCCCACAGAUUUUCACAGUAACUGAAAAGUUCUGGCCAAGUACUUGUGAAAUAAUGCUUAGCUUGCAGGGUAACAAUGUGUUCAUCUAGAAAAAAAAAUGUGGAGACUGGCCUAAAUUUGGUUAUUUCAAGGAUAUUACAAAGACAAAAAAGGCCCCUAAUGAGGGCCUCACUUAUAGUGUCCACUGCAUCUUGCUCCUAUUCCUGACUAUAAAUUGCCCUUUGAGACCCGGGGUCCCCUAAGAUGAUCUUUGUUGGUUACCAGAAAGCCGCCGUUUUUGGUUUGCUGGCUUCCCAAAUGAAUCUUUUUCCAUACCUCACUACUUGUCCUGGAGUCAUUGGUAUUUGGGAAAAGCAAUCUAGACCUGGUUGACUAACAGUAUUAGGAUUUCUAUUGAAAGAAGAUACAACACAGGCAGACUGAGAGAUAACACACUACUUGGGGCCUUCAGAAAACAAGUCUUAUUUUUGAUCUUCUUAUAGCUGACUUAACAUCUCAGGACAAUUAGGCUAAAAAAGCAAACCCCUGACUGUACACUUACUGAUUUGUAAUUACCUCUUUUUCUGCUUGUAAAGAUCCUUACACCUGCUCUUUCUUCAGAACACUUUUCAAGGAAACUUGUGUUAAUUCCCUAGUCUAAGUCACUUACUCACAUAGGGCUCAGAAUAAAGUUUUGUGAGACAGGUAGCCCAGGGCAGCCUAGAACAUGUUAAAGACUCCAGGGCUAGCCCCAAACUGAGGGCAACACUAUCUUAGUCUGCCAAAUGCUGUAAUUUCGGGAAUGAGUCGCUAUGCUCAGCUUUUAAUACUGGGUGGGGGGUGGCGGGAGUGCUACUGGGAGAGAAGUGACUGGAACCCCGGGGACAUGGGUGUGCUAAGCAAGCAUUUUACCACUCAAUUACAUCUCCAGCCCUUAUUUUACUUUAAAUGGCACUUUUGCCUAUGCAGUUCAUUUUCUUAAAUCACCAUACACAUUAAUAGUUGUAAAGGAAAUACCCCAACCGUGUACAUGGAGGGUGUUCUAAGGAAGGCAAUGCCAAGACAGGGUUUCUGUGUGUAGCCCUGGCUGUUCUGGAACUCGUUUUGUAGAUGAGGCUGGCCUCGAAAUCAGAGAUCCGCUUGUCUCGGCCUCCCAAAGGCUGCGAUUAAAGCUGUGCACCACCACUGCCGGCUGGACUUUUCCCCAGUUCUCUUUAUGUAAGUCUAAAAACCUUUUCAAAAGAUUUGCUAGGGAAAGCCAAGGCUCGGCGCGUGCUAGGAAGGCCCUCUACUAUUGCGCUCUGCCCCUGGCUCUGAAACUGAGUCGAGACAUAACCUGCCAGUUCCAAACGUUCAUGGUUAAUCGGCGUUUUGGUCAGUCUCGCACUGAUCACUUUCCCUCAAAAUAUUAUCCACUUCCGGCUUAGAGCGCCGACGCCCGGAAUCCCCUCCUGCGCAUGCGCAUCACUCAUCCUCUCAGAAGCCGCGAGCGUGCUGACGUCACCGCCAGGCUGGCUCGUUCAGAGAUCGGCGGGAAUUUUUCAAAAUGGGAGCACGGAGGCGCCGCCCAGGCCUCAGGAGGUACCGGGGGUACCUUUCGGUGGCGUUGGCGGCGUCGCCAGCGGCGGCGGCGGCAUAGAGAGUGCAGCCCGAUGGGCGCCAAGACCCGCUGGCUGCUCGGAGCGCUGCCUCGGAGGGACUGCGAGACGGCCGAGUCCGGGGCGCCAGCGGCCCGGGAACAUGGCGGCGUGCAUCGGGGAGAGGAUCGAGGACUUUAAGGUUGGAAAUCUACUCGGUAAAGGAUCAUUUGCAGGAGUCUACAGAGCUGAGUCCAUUCACACCGGUUUGGAAGUUGCAAUCAAAAUGAUAGAUAAGAAAGCCAUGUACAAAGCUGGAAUGGUACAGAGAGUCCAGAAUGAGGUGAAAAUACAUUGCCAGUUGAAACACCCUUCUGUUUUGGAGCUUUAUAAUUACUUUGAAGAUAACAAUUAUGUAUAUCUGGUGUUAGAAAUGUGCCAUAAUGGAGAAAUGAACAGGUAUCUAAAGAACCGAAUGAAACCUUUCUCAGAAAGUGAAGCUAGGCAAUUUAUGCACCAGAUCAUCACAGGAAUGUUGUAUCUUCAUUCUCAUGGCAUAUUACACCGGGACCUCACACUCUCUAACAUAUUACUUACACGUAAUAUGAACAUAAAAAUUGCUGACUUUGGACUAGCAACACAAUUGAAAAUGCCACAUGAAAAGCAUUACACACUCUGUGGAACUCCUAAUUACAUUUCACCAGAAAUUGCAACUCGAAGUGCACAUGGACUUGAAUCUGAUAUUUGGUCGUUGGGCUGUAUGUUUUAUACAUUACUUAUUGGAAGACCACCUUUUGACACUGAUACAGUCAAGAACACAUUGAAUAAAGUAGUUUUGGCAGAUUAUGAAAUGCCAACCUUUUUGUCACGAGAGGCCCAGGACCUUAUCCACCAGUUACUUCGUAGGAAUCCUGCAGAUCGGUUAAGUCUGUCUUCUGUAUUGGACCAUCCUUUUAUGUCACGAAAUCCUUCAACAAAAAAUAAAGACUUAGGGACUGUAGAGGACUCCAUGGAUAGUGGGCAUGCCACAAUUUCCACAACAAUUACAGCGUCUUCCAGUACCAGUUUGAGUGGUAGCUUACUUGACAGAAGAAGACUUUUGAUUGGUCAGUCACUUCCAAAUAAAAUUACUGUAUUUCCAAAAAAUAAGAAUUUAAGUGACUUUUCUUCAGGAGAUGGAAGCAAUUUUUGUACACAAUGGGGAAACCCAGACCAAGAAACUAAUAAUAGGGGACGGGGAAGAGUAAUUGAAGAUGCAGAAGAAAGGCCGCAUUCUCGAUACCUUCGCAGAGCUCAUUCCUCUGAUAGAUCCAGCACUUCUAAUCAGUCUCGAGCAAAAACAUACUCAAUAGAACGAUGUCAUUCAGUAGAAAUGCUUUCAAAGCCCAGAAGAUCCCUGGAUGAAAAUGAAGAGAGUUCCAGUCAUCAUUGUCUAGGAAAAACUCCUUUUCCAUUUGCAGACCAGACGCCUCAGAUGGAAAUGGUACAGCAGUGGUUUGGAAAUCUGCAAAUGAAUGCUCAUUUAGGAGAAACUAAUGAACACAGCACCGCUAGCCCAAACAGAGAUUUCCAGAGCUGUCCAGAUUCAUGGGAUGUGUUAAGAAAUGCUUGGACUGAUACAAGAGCCAGCAAGAAUGUUGAUACUUCUGCUAAUGUUCAUCCUGUAAAGCAGCUGAGUACAACAAAGUACAUGACUGCACAUCAUAGUAAGCCUGAGGUCACGCACCAAGAACUGGGCUUACAUCCUCGUUCUGAACAAAGCAAGAAUAGGAGUGUGGAGUCAACGUUGGGUCACCAGAAACCUACCUUACGAAGCAUCACAUCUCCUUUGAUUGCUCACAGAUUAAAACCAAUCAGACAAAAAACCAAAAAGGCUGUGGUGAGCAUCCUUGAUUCAGAGGAGGUGUGUGUGGAGCUUCUGAAAGAGUGUGCAUCUGAAGGAUAUGUGAAAGAGGUUCUUCAGAUAUCUAGUGACGGGACUAUGAUCACUGUUUAUUAUCCAAAUGAUGGAAGAGGCUUUCCUCUUGCUGAUAGACCACCCUUGCCUACUGACAACAUCAGUAGGUACAGCUUUGACAGUUUACCAGAAAAAUACUGGCGGAAAUAUCAGUAUGCUUCCAGAUUUAUUCAGCUCGUAAGGUCUAAAACUCCCAAAAUCACUUACUUUACAAGAUAUGCUAAAUGUAUUUUGAUGGAGAAUUCUCCUGGUGCUGAUUUCGAGGUUUGGUUUUAUGAUGGAGCCAAAAUACACAAAACAGAAGAUUUAAUUCACAUGAUUGAAAAAACGGGUAAAUCUUACACUUUAAAAAAUGAAAGUGAAGUUACUACCUGGAAAGAGGAAAUAAAGAUAUAUGUGGAACAUGCUAAUGAGGGUCACCGUGUAUGCUUGGCACUGGAAUCUGUAAUCUCAGAGGAGGAAAAGAGAAGUAGGAGCUCUUCGUUCUUCCCAAUAAUUGUAGGAAGAAAACCUGGUAAUACUAGUUCACCUAAAGCCUUAUCACCACCUCCUGUGGACCCAAGCUACUCAAAGGGAGAGCAAGCAACACCAAGCAGAUUGAGCAUGAAUAGCGUGGCAUUCCCAACACAGACGGCUGCAGCUGAAGAACUUGGCCACACAGCCACUGCCACAGGAACAAGUUUCUCUUCUUCGAGUCUUCCUAAAUCAGCGCAGCUUUUGAAGUCAGUUUUUGUGAAAAAUGUUGGUUGGGCUACACAGCUAACUAACGGAGCUGUGUGGGUUCAGUUUAAUGAUGGGUCACAGCUGGUUGUCCAAGCAGGAGUGUCUUCCAUCAGUUACACGUCACCAGAUGGUCAGACAACUAGGUACGGAGAAAAUGAAAAAUUACCAGAAUGCAUCAAACAGAAAUUACAGUGUCUUUCUUCCAUCCUUCUGAUGUUUUCUAAUCCAACUCCUAGUUUUCAUUAACUAAAGUCCUUUCAGAUGUCUAUAUUUAAUAAAUGACUUUUUGGUUGGCUUUCAAGUAAAGUGAGAUUUUUUUUUAAAUUUACUAUAACUUCAGAAAGCCUUUCUGCGAAACAAUUUUAAUAUAUCAUAAAAAAUAUAUGCUAAGAAAACAAAAUAGAAUAAAAUUUUCGUUACCAGAUAUAGUGGUCAUGAAAUAAACUAAGACAUCUGAUUUUAUUCCAAGUACAUAAUCCCUCAAACUUUUCUGUGCUCAUGUAUCUAUUUAACUAAGUUGUGUGUGGUGUGUUUGUUUUUGCUGUUUUCUGUACUAAUAAGACAUUGAGAAUCAUGGACAAAACAUGCUAUAGUUUUGAAGUUUUCAAUAUGUAAAUAAUGUACAUAUAAGCAAUAUGUAAACAUGUAAAUUUUAUAUUUAUUUUUGUAGCACUUGUGUCUGAUAAAAUAUUUCUGCAAAUACAUUUUAUAAAAUAAACACAUUAGUAAGUUUA
Molecule: messenger RNA, 7509 nt
Organism: Peromyscus californicus insignis
Lineage: Eukaryota; Metazoa; Chordata; Mammalia; Rodentia; Cricetidae
Gene: Plk4
Product: polo like kinase 4
Exons: 16
Coding region: 4259-7021 (920 amino acids)
Biological process (GO): protein phosphorylation
Molecular function (GO): protein kinase activity; protein binding; ATP binding
Source: RefSeq, a predicted model, not a curated record